AUGCCUUCGAUCCACCACCUCCGAGCUCGGGCUACCGACAUGCCCGCCGACGACAGCUCCGACAGCAUGAUCAACCUCAUGCUCGUCGUCCUCGGCAUUGCCUUCGUCGCCCUCAUCCUCAUCUCCAUCCUCUUCUUCCUCCGCCGCUCCCGCCGCAUGCAACUCAUGCGCGAGCAGGCCCAGGGCGAGAAGGACGACGGCCUGCCCCCGUACUAUGACAACAAGCGCUACAACAACCCCCGUGGCCUUACCAUCGAGACGACGCACAACGGCCGCUCCAGCGUCUUCAUCGUCGACCGGAACGGUCGCCCCAUGCUCACCAACCCUAACUCGCCUCCUCACUCUCCUGACAACGUCCCUGAGAUCCACAUCACCUUCCCUGACGAGCAGGAUGACCAAGGUCGCCCCAAGAGUGGCCGCGUUCUUGUCGUCCGUGUUGGCGACAACUCCGCUGUCGGCCUGGAGCCCAUGAACGACGAGCAGCUGCCUGCUUAUGAGAAGGAGGCCAAGGGCCAGUUCUACUCCAUUGAUAUGAACCAGAUUGGUGGCCUCAAGGAGAAGGAUCGCUCCCAGUUCCAAUAA
This is a messenger RNA of Ilyonectria robusta, 582 nucleotides long. RefSeq lists its product as uncharacterized. Lineage: Eukaryota; Fungi; Ascomycota; Sordariomycetes; Hypocreales; Nectriaceae. The record is from RefSeq and is a predicted model, not a curated record. The transcript has a single exon. The coding region runs from base 1 to 582 and encodes 193 amino acids.